AAAAGAAUUCACAACUACACAAGCAUAUGAUCUCCGCAUUUCUCCUUCAACAACCAUCAUCUCAACUCAAUGCAUUCUUUCAAGUCUCUCUCUGAUAGAAAGAUCCAUACCCUGUUCCCAAUAGUUCUGUCUUCCAUUAUAAUUCUAGGGAGUGUGAGAUUAAUCUUGGACAGCUUCAAGAGCAACCAGAGCAAUAUUUUGAAGGUCUAUGGGAAGCCUAAUGGGGAGAAUAACAAUGGAGUACACGUCGUUGUUUCGCCCGAGGAUCGGCUCAAGGAAGGAUGCAAUGUGUUUGAAGGGAAAUGGGUGUGGGACAAUGAGUCAUAUCCUCUUUAUCAAGAACAGAGCUGUCCUUACUUGGUGAAGCAGACCACUUGCCUCAAGAAUGGGAGGCCUGAUUCUUUCUAUCAGAAUUGGAGAUGGCAGCCCCAUGGAUGCAAUCUCCCAAGAUUUGAUCCGUUGAAGCUGUUGGACAUGCUGAGGGGAAAGAGAAUGAUGUUCAUAGGAGACUCGCUACAAAGGGGCCAGUUUGAAUCAAUGGUAUGUUUGGUACAAUCUGUAAUUCCUGAAGGCAAGAAAUCUCUCCACAGAAUUCCACCCAUGAAGAUCUUCAAAAUUGAGGAGUACGAUGCAUCGAUAGAAUACUACUGGGCCCCGUUCAUAGUGGAGUCGAUUUCAGAUCAUGCAACAAAUCACACUGUUCAUAAGCGGAUGGUGAGGCUGGACUCCAUAGCAAAACAUGGCAAGCAUUGGCAAGGCGUUGAUAUUCUGGUGUUUGAGAGUUACAUUUGGUGGAUGCACAAGCCUUUGGUCAAUGCAACGUAUGGGUUGCCAGACGAUGUGAAAGAAUACAAUGUGACCACAGCAUAUAGAUUGGCAUUGAAGACUUGGGCAGAUUGGCUUGAGUCAAACAUUAAUCCCCUCACACAGAAGCUCUUCUUCAUGACCAUGUCUCCUACUCAUCUCUGGAGCUGGGAAUGGCAGCCAGGAAGUGAUGAGAACUGCUUCAACGAGUCAUAUCCAAUACAAGACCCUUCAUAUUGGGGCACCGGAUCAAACCUGGAGAUUAUGGAGCUGCUAAAGCAGGCAAUAGCAGAACUAAAAAUAGAUGUGACCCUUUUGAACAUUACUCAGUUAUCAGAGUACAGAAAAGAUGCCCACACUACUAUUUAUGGAGAACGAAAGGGCAAGCUCCUCACAAAAGAACAAAGAGCUGACCCUAAAUCGUUUGCUGAUUGCAUCCACUGGUGCCUCCCUGGUGUCCCUGAUAUAUGGAAUCAAAUCCUAUAUGCCCAUCUCUUGACGACAUUUCAGAAUCUUACCUAAGUAUGAGCCACUUUAAUCAUUUUGAUUCAUCCAACUGAUUGUUUCAAUCAAUAGAAAAUUUUUGGAGCUUUUUCCUUUUUCUUUGUUCUAAUAACAAAAAUUUCAGGAGGCUAGACCUUGGGCUUACUAGUAUCAAGGCAUGCCUUAUGAUUCAAAAGCACUUGAAGAACUUCAAAUUUCUAACAAGAUUACAUUGAUAAUU
Neltuma alba is the source of this 1528-nucleotide messenger RNA. RefSeq names its product protein trichome birefringence-like 31. The record is from RefSeq and is a predicted model, not a curated record. Bases 70 to 1326 code for a protein of 418 amino acids. The transcript has 5 exons. Gene Ontology annotation, cellular component: Golgi apparatus. Gene Ontology annotation, molecular function: O-acetyltransferase activity. NCBI's taxonomy places the organism in Eukaryota, Viridiplantae, Streptophyta, Magnoliopsida, Fabales, Fabaceae.